Molecule: messenger RNA, 1126 nt
Organism: Suillus bovinus
Lineage: Eukaryota; Fungi; Basidiomycota; Agaricomycetes; Boletales; Suillaceae
Exons: 4
Coding region: 144-968 (274 amino acids)
Source: RefSeq, a predicted model, not a curated record
ACUUGGGCCGAGUCACUUAAAGCUGAGCGCUGAGCGAUCAGUCUGGGUGUGGCACCGUAAGGCCCAAACACUUCCCUACAAACACAACGUGACUCUGGGACCUGGCACAGAGGCUAGUGGCACUGUGGCAUAAGUCUGAGUUGAUGUCUGGGAGAUCUUUCUCAGAGAACAUACGACUAGCCCAUGAGGAAUUAUCGGCGCAGCAGCCGCUUCGAAGGGUUCGACCUGGAAAACUAGAACAGUUUUCAACCGAUUUGUGUUUGAUCGCUCAUGGCAUCCGUUCUGCCUGCUUAGUGGACACGUUCGCUGUGCAGGACCCCGUUAGCCUGUUUUCCCGUAUACUGGCUGGCCUGCGGUCGAAGAGCGCAACUUUUGCUGGCAUUGUCCAUUGGUACGAUCCUUCAUCACUUCAGUCGUUCAUCGUAAAUUCUCGCAUCUUGCGAGUCUUCGUUCAAACAAUGUUGGAGGACAAUGCCGCUGUGGUCGCCUACGUUCUCCUCGAUACGUUCCCUACACUGCUAAAUAGCACGCCAACGACAGUGCUGGACGUUAUAUGCGCCAUGAAUGAAGACAUGCUAGAAUCUCAAGCCAAUGUCUCAUUUUCCUUUGUCGGUGGUUUGACGCAGGAUAAUCUUGUUCCUCUGGCUGCGACUUUGAUAGGUUAUCCAGUCGCAUAUGUUCCCAUCUCGGCUGAUCAGACCUCAUUCUUGAACGGACAACCUUUGGACGUUUAUGAAGCAAUGGUUGUCCCCACGGCGUCAUGUACAUCUUCGUUACAAAGUUCUAAUCAGUUACACACUCUGCUCAAGUUCUCCUGCCCGUGUCUACUUGCGAAGACGAACCUUGAACUAUCUACGGAACGUGUUACAAAACGCCUCCAAUCACAGUUCCAACAAAGCCUUUCUGCCAUUGGGUUAUCGCUCUUGGUUCAUCAUCACGUAGAGGUUAUGGACCGUGUUGCGCUUUAGUUAUCUUUCCAAAGAUGAUGAUGCAAAGAUGUGUAAUUCGAAUUAAUCGACAUCAAUAUUGACAAUCUUGAUGUCUUCGAAUGGCUUGUCCAUCUUAUUCGUCUUUACAUUUUCGAUAUUAUGGACAACCUCUAAUCCAGAGAUAACGCGUCCGAAAA